Molecule: messenger RNA, 732 nt
Organism: Macroventuria anomochaeta
Lineage: Eukaryota; Fungi; Ascomycota; Dothideomycetes; Pleosporales; Didymellaceae
Exons: 1
Coding region: 1-732 (243 amino acids)
Source: RefSeq, a predicted model, not a curated record
AUGCGUCAGAUUUCAGCGUGUCUCAAGCUCAAGGGCCUUGUCGAGAAAGUCGAGCCAAAGCACAUCAGGCAAGUUGCACGCCACACCUACCUACCAAUAGCGGACUACGAACAAUUUAAGCAGCAUGACCUCUUGGCCGGUAUACAGGAAGAAUAUGAUUCCAGGAUACCAGAGGAGGCACCGACAGAGCCGCUACUCAUCGACGAGCACCGCUACCCUCAUCUCCGAGCUUUGAGAGCGGACGACGAGAUCGGUGACGGGUUAUGGCUAUGCUGCCACUGCCGGCACGAAAACAUCUUGCAUCACUACAAAGGCCGUUUCCCAUUCAAGCACCUCACAUGCAACCGGUGCAAACGUCUGUUAUGCAGCGAAUGCCAAACCACUGAGGUCCUCUCACAGCUCCCAUAUGGGAUGAUUCACGUACCUAAACCUUCUGAUUCUGAAGAGGUAAGGUAUCUUCACGUUUGUACGAACUGCGGUCUUAGCCACCGUGCUGAGAUGGAGGGAUCGACGCUCGACUUCUACGGUGUUACUUGCGCUGGGUGUGGAACAUCGUCGUACGGGGACUGGCCCAGAUAUCACAUUGGAUCUGUCGAACCAUACAGGAGAGAUCCAGAUGCGAGCUAUGCAAGGCUCGUCGAGCAGAAGGCGGAAAGAGCUGCGAACCUGGCACACCACUGGAACGAAAACGAUCGAGCACCAUCGAGACUGAGCUGCAAGAACUCCGAUUGA